AUGGAUCUCUGCGGUUGGUCAAAUGAUCAGAACAAUUGGCGACACGCCUGGUCGUUGUCCGAUCAGAUAGAAACACAUUCGCUACAAGAGAAACUAACUACCGCAAUCGAUCGAGCACUUUGCUUGUCCGCAACUGACAAACUGAAUAAAUUCUCUCGGGGACGUUCCAGUAGCUCAACACGGCGUCACCAAGUGUCCAAUUCAAUAGAUGAACCGAUUCAAGCCCGUUUGUGGAGUCCUCAAUUCCUUCGGGAAGAUAUGCUUCAAUCUGGAUCGUUGUCCAAGAAGUUGCUCGAUUGUGAUUAUACACGCAAUUCGUCCGCACAGUGCCGUUGGAAUCCGGACCACAAUGAUUGGGGUCGUUAUCGUUGGCGUGUCCAAUCAAUCAGUUCACUUUUGGCCCCAUCCACUGAAGAAUCUGCUGCCCAUUUUGCGCUCUGUUUGCAUAGACCAGCCACGAUCCGAACCACAGAGACACUGAUUUCGCGAUUGUGGAGUCCUUCUGUCGGCGAUGGGAAAGAGGAAGAUUCAGAGGAGCUAGACAGCUUCAGCUCGGACGAGUUUAACGACGCGACAAUUGAUUUUGCAUCAGCGUUUCACAAACCAGUUUUGAUGGACAAGAUCGGCAUGCCCCAGUGUUUGCAAGUGUCCUAUCGUUAUUUUCCUGGGAGACUGAACUCAAAUAGUGAUAUGUCUUUCAACCGUUUGGGCAACAAUAGUCAGCCGACAUUGGCUUUGUUGAAACGACAAAAAGGGUGA
Echinostoma caproni is the source of this 759-nucleotide messenger RNA. NCBI's taxonomy places the organism in Eukaryota, Metazoa, Platyhelminthes, Trematoda, Plagiorchiida, Echinostomatidae. The record is from the annotation of a GenBank genome assembly.